AUGAGGGAAGUACCGUUGACAAUAUGUGAACGGGAGUUCAUAUUAAAAGCCAUUGCUGAAAGGAGGAGACUAGAUGGCAGGGAAGCAUAUGAUUACAGAAAGCUGAAGAUAACAUUUGGUAUUGACAGAGGAUGCUGCAGUGUAGAGCUUGGGCUGACAAGAGUGCUGGCACAAGUGUCCUGUGAGAUCACAGAGCCCAAGCAGACACGGCCCACAGAGGGACUUCUCAAUGUCAACUUGGAGUUGUCACCUAUGGCGGCACCUCAUUUUGAAGCAGGAAGGUUAUCAGAAUAUGGCGUAGAACUGAACAGACUGUUAGAGAGAUGCAUCAAAGAUUCUCGAUGUAUUGAUACAGAAUCAUUGUGUAUCAUAGCAGGGGAGAAGGUGUUUUCAGUCCGUGUAGAUGUUCAUGUGUUGAAUGAAGAAGGGAAUAUUAUGGAUUGUGCUAGUAUAGCGGCAAUGGCGGCACUUGCACAUUUCAGACGUCCUGAUGUGACUGUCGAUGGCGAAGAGGUCACAAUACAUAAAGCAGAGGAGCGGGAACCCAUUCCUCUCAGUUUACACCAUAUGCCCAUAUGUGUCACAUUUGCCUUCUAUGAACAGGGGAAGUAUUUAUUGGUUGACCCCACUGAGAAGGAGGAGAAGGUGAUGGACGGAAAGAUGGUCAUUGCAAUGAACAAACACAGAGAAAUCUGCACCCUUCAGAUGACUGGAAAUAUGUUGUUGCUUAAAGACCAAGUUUUAAGGUGCUCCAACAUUGCUGUUGUGAAGGUGAUAGAAAUCACAGAACUCAUCCACAAAGCUCUAGAGAAUGACUCUAAAGCAAGGUCCUCUGGAGAGAAAUUUGGCUUUGCUGCAUCUCAGGAACCUACCAAGGUGACAACCAAUCAGCAGCAGGCUCAGGAGGUUGACACAGAGGUUGCCAUGGAGAUGGCCUAUCAGCUGUUAGAGAAUGGAAAAGAUGAUGAGGAAGAAAUGGAAUCAGUGUCAGAGGUGAAAAUUUUGGGCCCUGGUACUGGAGCUAUAGGGGAGGGAGGUGCUAACACAUGGGGUGUGGAAAGUGAAGAAGAGAACAGAAUGAAGGAAAACAAAACCAGUCAAGUUAACAAGAAAGGUGCAACAGCUGUAGUUGAUAUAACUGGAGAGUUGAGUGGAGACAGUGAGGAGGAAGAAGUUGUAGUGUUGGAGGAGUUGGAUGAUACUAAAACUGGGAAGGGAAAAGGGGACAAUAAAGCACCAGACACAAUAGACCUGACAUCUACUCUGAAAUCUAUAUCCAAAGACUCAAAAUCACCUGCAAAAACAGGUGAAAAAUUGAAGAAGAAGAAAAAGACUGCCAGGUGAUGAUGAUAGCAUGGGUAAUUUCUUAAAUGCCCUCAUGUAAUCAAGCCAGCAGAGUAAAUCAUUUCAUCUAAUAGAAGGAUUGGUAUCAGGUUCUGGAUAUUGGUGUCUGAAUACACCCAAGUUGCUGAUACAGAGCUUGGGAUCAAAAACUGCCUAUGAGAUUUCAAGGGAAAUCUUGUGCCAAGUCAAAUCUGUUUUCAUUGGGUGUGUAAAGCUACCUUCUUCUGUCAUAGCUUUUCAAGGUUUUAGCCAACUGGCUGCCAAAUUUCUAUUUUCAAAGACCAAGAAUGCAGGACCAGUGAAGACUUGCCUUAUAAUCAUAAAUUCUGUCUUGUAUAA
Lingula anatina is the source of this 1683-nucleotide messenger RNA. Its product is annotated as exosome complex component RRP45. Gene Ontology annotation, molecular function: mRNA 3'-UTR AU-rich region binding. NCBI's taxonomy places the organism in Eukaryota, Metazoa, Brachiopoda, Lingulata, Lingulida, Lingulidae. The record is from RefSeq and is a predicted model, not a curated record. Gene Ontology annotation, biological process: rRNA catabolic process; U1 snRNA 3'-end processing; nuclear polyadenylation-dependent rRNA catabolic process. Gene Ontology annotation, cellular component: cytoplasmic exosome (RNase complex); nuclear exosome (RNase complex).